AUGUCUGGAGCCCAGUCCCCAAAGACAGCUCUUGAAAAGAGUGAUCGUGUUGGUUCAUUGAAGAAGAAACUAAGGAAUUCCCUGACGAGGAGCAGGAGACGAAGCAGCAGCAAGGUCAUGUCGGUUGAAAUUGAGGAUUUCCGCGAUGCUGAGGAGUCGAAAGCUGUUGAUGAGUUUCGCCAAACUCUUGUUUUGGAGGAGCUACUCCCUGAGAAGCACGAUGAUUAUCAUAUGAUGCUCAGGUUCCUCAAGGCCAGGAAAUUUGACAUUGAGAAAUCAAAGCAAAUGUGGUCUGACAUGCUUCAAUGGAGGAAGGAAUUUGGUGCUGACACCAUCAUCGAGGAUUUUGAAUUCAAGGAACUCGAUGAAGUGUUGCAAUAUUAUCCUCAUGGACAUCAUGGUGUUGAUAAGGAUGGACGCCCAGUGUACAUUGAGAGAUUGGGCCAAGUAGAUGCCACCAAGUUGAUGCAAGUCACCACCAUGGAACGUUAUGUCAAAUACCAUGUCAAGGAGUUUGAGAGGACCUUUGAUGUGAAGUUUCCAGCUUGCUCCAUUGCUGCAAAGAAGCACAUUGAUCAAAGCACAACCAUCCUUGAUGUUCAAGGAGUGGGGCUUAAGAACUUCAACAAACAUGCCAGGGAGCUCAUCAUGACCCUUCAGAAGAUUGAUGGUGACAAUUACCCAGAAACCUUGAACCGCAUGUUCAUCAUCAAUGCAGGUUCCGGAUUCAGAAUAUUGUGGAACACUGUAAAAUCCUUCCUUGACCCAAAGACCACAUCGAAGAUCCAUGUUCUUGGCAACAAGUAUCAAAGUAAAUUGCUUGAAAUGAUUGAUGCAAGUGAGUUGCCAGAGUUUUUGGGUGGCACUUGCACUUGUGCUGAUCAAGGAGGCUGCAUGCGUUCUGAUAAGGGUCCUUGGAAGGAUGCUGAAAUCCUAAGGAUGGUUCAAAAUGAUGAGCACAAAUGUUCAAGAAAAUGCGAGGCCCCUGUCGUUGAAGAGAAGACAACUUCUGAUGAGACUCCCAAGAUGGAGGCAGAUCUCACCUCACAAAUGUGUUCUGUCAUCGCUCAGGUCCCUUCUACUAAAGCUUACAACUACGAGGACUUUGUCCCUGCUGCGGAUAAAACUGCUUGGAAAAAGGUCGAAGAAAAUGAGACAUUUGCAGUGUCCAAAGCCCCAGUAGAUGCCUACGCCAUGCUUGAUUCAUGCAAGAUUCACGAAAAAGUGAAUUCCCAGAUAUUCACUGGGGUGAUGGCAUUUGUGAUGGGCAUAGUGACGAUGGUGAGAAUGACAAGAAACAUGCCAAAGAAGCUCACUGAUGCCAACUUCUACUCGAAUUUCUCAGGCAGCCAAGUGAUUCCUUCUUCUGACCAAAUGACAAACCCUGUCAUUUCAGCUCAAGAGUUCAUGACUGUCAUGAAACGCAUGGCUGAGUUGGAAGAGAAGAUGAUCAACAUGAACACCCAGAACCCUUGCAUGCCACCUGAGAAAGAGGAAAUGCUCAAUGCUGCUAUUACCCGCGCUGAUGCUUUGGAGCAAGAACUUUUGGCGACCAAGAAGGCUUUGGAGGAUUCACUUUCCAAGCAAGAUGAGCUUUCGGCUUACAUUGAGAAAAAGAAGAAGAAGAAGAAGUUGGUAUGUACCUUACAACUUAAUAUGUACCUUUCAACUUAA
Abrus precatorius (Indian licorice) is the source of this 1674-nucleotide messenger RNA. RefSeq names its product phosphatidylinositol/phosphatidylcholine transfer protein SFH12. The record is from RefSeq and is a predicted model, not a curated record. Lineage: Eukaryota; Viridiplantae; Streptophyta; Magnoliopsida; Fabales; Fabaceae. The transcript is spliced from 13 exons. The coding region runs from base 1 to 1674 and encodes 557 amino acids.